Messenger RNA from Helicoverpa armigera (cotton bollworm), 1464 nucleotides. RefSeq lists its product as uncharacterized. Gene Ontology annotation, molecular function: DNA binding. The record is from RefSeq and is a predicted model, not a curated record. Lineage: Eukaryota; Metazoa; Arthropoda; Insecta; Lepidoptera; Noctuidae. Gene Ontology annotation, cellular component: nucleus. The transcript has a single exon. Bases 1 to 1464 code for a protein of 487 amino acids.
AUGGGUGUCGAGUUUUUGAAAAGAAAUGCUGAAUUGUCACAGCGCCUCGCUGCUAAUAUAAAGCGCAGUAGAGCUGGCACUGAUCGGGAAACUCUUUCAGAUUAUAUUCAAAAUUUAGCAGAGGUGUUAAAAGAUGUUCCACCAGAAAAUAUUUGGAAUUACGAUGAGACGAAUUUAUGUGAUGACCCUGGGCAAAAAGAUUUUGACGAGAAGAGGCACCAAAUACCCGAAAUUAUAAGAGAUACAUCCAAAAGUUCUACAUCGAUCAUGUUUGCUGGAAGUGCUGAAGGAGAAUUACUUCCGCCAUACGUCGUCUAUAAAUCUAAGCAGCUAUGGAAUACUUGGACAGAAAAUGGGCCGAAAAAUACUCGCUACAAUUGUAGUCCUUCCGGAUGGUUCGACAUGAACAUAUUCAAUGACUGGUUUUUCGCACUUGUACUGCCAAAGCUCAAAAAACAGGAAGGCCCUAAAGUCCUCAUAGGCGACAAUCUAUCGUCACAUAUUUCGGUAGAUGUUCUUAAAGCUUGCAAAGAAAAUAACAUACGGUUCGUGUGUCUUCCUCCGAACAGCACCCACUUGACGCAACCACUCGAUGUCGCCUUCUUUCAUCCAAUGAAAGUUGCAUGGCGGAAAAUUCUAACGACAUGGAAGCAGUGCGAACAAGGCAUACGGGAAAAAACUGUUCAAAAGAGCAGUUUUCCAGUCUUACUUAAAAAACUUCUUGCGGAUUUAGAAGAAAAUAGAAAAGAAAACUUAAAAUCCGGUUUCAGGAAAUGUGGGAUUUAUCCGACCAAUGCAAAUGCCUUAUUAGAGAGAUUGCCUAAACCUGUUGAUAAGACUGCGGCAGAAAAUUCUUUUUUGGAAACACUUCAAGCCAAGAGAGUGGAAUGGACUGGAGGCGUUAACCCGAAAAGACGACGAACGAAACUCAACAUAGUUCCGGGAAGAAGUGUCACGGAGCUGAUAGACAGUUCACUGGCGGACAAAGAAAACGAGGAGCCAUGUCUUGAAAUGGAAGCCCAGGCCUCGACUUCAGAACCUCGUCGUACAAGAAUUCAUAGCGACAGUACAUAUGCCGAGAGUGAAAUAUCUCUUCAUGACUCUUCAAACGAUGAAACAAUGAAUGAUAUGCUGGAGACAAUGUCAGAAGAAGAGACAACCGUAGACAAUGCCAGGGAAAGUUCUAAAACAAAAAAAUUUAAACCACUCAUAAAGGCCGAAGGAGAAUAUGUAGCUUUCACAUACGAAGGGGAAGUCUUCCCAGGCAUCAUCACGAAAAUCAAUGAUAAAGGACCGUACAUAUCCUCAAUGAAAAGGUCUCUCAAAUAUUGGAAAUGGCCAAAACCAAAGGAUGAGAUCCAAUACACUUGGAAUGAAGUUCUUGGAUGUAUAUCUGCACCGAAGAAAAUUGGUCGACGUGAAUUUUAUACUGUUCCUGAUCUCGAUCAAAUUUGGGGGACCUAA